AUGGAUCAGCAGAAGCACACGCGAUCUCCCACUGAUUUCCUUAGUACAGUCCUUGGACGGCAGGUUCUCGUCAAGCUGAAUUCUGGAAUCAACUACCGAGGAAUUCUGGCAUGUCUGGAUGGCUAUAUGAACAUCGCGCUUGAAAACACAGAAGAAUAUGUUGACGGAAAACUUAAAAAUCGUUACGGUGAUACCUUUAUUCGAGGAAACAAUGUACUCUAUAUUAGUGCUGAAAAGCCAUGA
Messenger RNA from Lichtheimia ornata, 243 nucleotides. RefSeq names its product U6 snRNA-associated Sm-like protein LSm6. The transcript is spliced from 3 exons. The record is from RefSeq and is a predicted model, not a curated record. The coding region runs from base 1 to 243 and encodes 80 amino acids. Gene Ontology annotation, biological process: maturation of SSU-rRNA; mRNA splicing, via spliceosome. NCBI's taxonomy places the organism in Eukaryota, Fungi, Mucoromycota, Mucoromycetes, Mucorales, Lichtheimiaceae. Gene Ontology annotation, cellular component: U6 snRNP; sno(s)RNA-containing ribonucleoprotein complex; P-body. Gene Ontology annotation, molecular function: RNA binding.